Molecule: messenger RNA, 2103 nt
Organism: Heterocephalus glaber (naked mole-rat)
Lineage: Eukaryota; Metazoa; Chordata; Mammalia; Rodentia; Bathyergidae
Gene: Osr2
Product: odd-skipped related transciption factor 2
Biological process (GO): regulation of transcription by RNA polymerase II; embryo development; urogenital system development
Cellular component (GO): nucleus
Molecular function (GO): DNA-binding transcription factor activity, RNA polymerase II-specific; RNA polymerase II transcription regulatory region sequence-specific DNA binding
Source: RefSeq, a predicted model, not a curated record
CGAGGCCCCCGGCAGCCUAGGGAGGGACGCGGGCGGGGACGGAGCUCGGCGCGCUCGCUCGCUCGAUCGCUCGAUCGCUGCCGGAGGGUGAUGGCCCUGCGAGGCUGCGGGCUCCGACUUCAACCGAAGUUCGCCGCGAGAGGCUCGCUCUGGCGCGGGGUCCUGGGCGAGCUCUGAGCGCCAGCCCCAGGCACUCCGGGUCCUUACACAUUCCGCGCCCAGAGACUGAGGAUCUGUUCUUGCUUUCGCUCUUCACGGUCCUCCAGAUCAUGUCCGCGGCUCCCGGGAUUCCGCGCCGAAGAAGUUUGCCCAGCGUGGAUCCGAUGACUUCUCCAAGCUGUGCGCCCUGCUGCCUGGAUCUAGUCUGAGCCGCGCUGCCCAGGCAGACCUUUCUGCCGGAGGGCUUUCUCUGCCUGCUGUUGUCUCUUUGCGUUUUCGCCGGAGCUCUACGCCCACCCGCCUCUGAGUCUUGGAAGAGAGGGGCGGCUCCUUCUGCCCCCAAGCAUCUCGGAAAAUGGGGAGCAAAGCCCUGCCAGCGCCCAUCCCCCUCCACCCGUCGCUGCAGCUCACCAAUUACUCCUUCCUGCAGGCCGUGAAUACCUUCCCUGCAGCAGUGGACCACCUGCAAGGCCUGUACGGGCUCAGCGCUGUGCAGACCAUGCACAUGAACCACUGGACGCUGGGGUACCCCAACGUGCACGAGAUCACCCGCUCCACCAUCACCGAGAUGGCGGCGGCGCAGGGCCUCGUGGACGCGCGCUUCCCCUUUCCUGCUCUGCCGUUUACCACUCACCUAUUCCACCCCAAGCAGGGGGCCAUUGCCCAUGUCCUCCCAGCCCUGCACAAGGACCGGCCCCGUUUUGACUUUGCCAAUUUGGCCGUGGCCGCCACGCAAGAGGAUCCCCCCAAAAUAGGAGACCUGACCAAGCUGAGCCCGGGGCUGGGAAGCCCUAUUUCAGGCCUUAGUAAAUUGACUCCGGACAGAAAGCCCUCCCGAGGGAGGUUGCCCUCCAAAACGAAAAAAGAGUUCAUCUGCAAGUUUUGCGGCAGACACUUUACCAAAUCCUACAAUUUGCUCAUCCAUGAGAGGACCCACACAGAUGAGAGGCCGUACACUUGCGACAUCUGCCACAAGGCCUUCCGGAGGCAAGAUCACCUUCGGGAUCAUAGGUAUAUCCAUUCCAAAGAAAAACCCUUCAAAUGUCAGGAAUGUGGGAAAGGAUUUUGUCAGUCCAGAACUCUAGCAGUUCACAAAACUUUACAUAUGCAGGAAUCUCCACACAAAUGCCCCACAUGUGGAAGAACCUUUAAUCAGAGAAGUAAUCUGAAAACUCACCUUCUCACCCAUACAGACAUCAAGCCCUACAGCUGCGAGCAGUGUGGCAAAGUGUUCAGGCGAAACUGUGAUCUGCGGCGGCACAGCCUGACUCACACCCCGCGGCAGGACUUCUAGAGAAGCCCAGGAUCUGUCCCGUGCCGCCGCUGCUCCCUUCCCUAGACUCCUCUCCAUGCCUCCCACCCGAGGGUCCCCCCCAACCCUCACUGACCCUGUCUCUUCCCUCCUUCCCUCGCUGCAGCCAGCCGCACCUGCAGCUCCAGGGGGAGCUAACUGUUCUUCCCAAGGACUGAGAGCUAUAGAAAGCCACACUACCACACCCCAUUCACCAAGAGCAUAUGCUAGUUUCUUGUAGAUAUUCACAGCUCAUUUUAGAGCUCUUGUACAUAGUGUCAUGGGUCUUUGUUUUGUUGUUUUGUUUUUGUAUCUCUUUGGAUGCACCUAGAUAUGGAAAAUGGAAGCCAAAUUUAUCUUUAAAGACUGUAUUUUCAAAAUAAAAAAUUUUCUUGUUUGUUUCAACACUCCUGCAAAAGUGUCUCACUAUUCAACUUCUGUUUUUCCUCUGGAUUCUGGAAGAGUGUGAGGGGAUCUCUUCAAAAUUCAACAUGGAAGGGUAUUCUUCAUUGCUAGGUUUUGAAAUAGUACUUCUUACAAUACUCCUACUGAAAUUUAGCCCUUUCCUUUCUGUACUGUGGCAUUUGGAAUUAGACAAUUGGGCUGCCCCUUUGUUUUUCAAAGAUAUUAAAAUGGAUAUGCUUGAGGUUUCA